This is a messenger RNA of Puccinia triticina, 1731 nucleotides long. RefSeq lists its product as uncharacterized. Lineage: Eukaryota; Fungi; Basidiomycota; Pucciniomycetes; Pucciniales; Pucciniaceae. Bases 1 to 1731 code for a protein of 576 amino acids. The record is from RefSeq and is a predicted model, not a curated record. Gene Ontology annotation, biological process: rRNA processing. Gene Ontology annotation, cellular component: nucleus. The transcript is spliced from 5 exons. Gene Ontology annotation, molecular function: protein binding.
AUGGCUUCACUCAUCUCCAGCACGAUCUGGGUCAAGCGAGGACAGGCCGCACAACACCCCAGACGAUACAAGCUGGACGCGGAUGAGCUCGAGCGGGUAUCCCGGCUGGCUGGAACACGGCUGGCGCAGGUCAAAGAACUCCUCGACGAGCAGGUCGAGGCAGAGCAGCCGGUCGAUGUCGACGAGAUGAUUGCCGGCGAGGAGGACGACGAGGAGGAGGAAAACAACAGCAAGAACUCGGACGACGAAUGGUCCGACCAGGACUCCGCGGAGCAGGAGGACAAGAUGGAGCUCGACGAGAAGGACCCAGCCGCACAGCCCGCCGACGAGAUGGCCCAGUACAACCUCGACGACUACGACAAGGAACAGUCCAAGGGCAUCUCCAUGGGCCCAUUCAGCAACAUCAAGGGCCUGCAGUUCUACCAGAACCAGAGCGACGACCCCUAUGUGACCCUCGAGGAUCUCGACAACGACGAUGCCCACGAGCGAGAGGAGCUCGAGAUCUAUCCGACCGACAACCUGCUCAUCGCCGCAAGGACCGAAGACGACGUCUCCCAACUAGACAUCUACGUCUACGACCAAGCCGAAGAGAACCUGUUUGUCCACCACGACCUGCUCCUGCCCGCCAUGCCGCUCUGUCUCGAGAAGGGCUGCCUGGUCGCCGUGGGCACGAUGGACCCGGAGAUCGAGAUCUGGAACCUCGACGUCGUCGACGGCCUCUAUCCCGACGCCAUCCUCGGCAACCCCAACCCCACUGCCGCCGAGCAGCCCCCUCAAGCAGAACAAGCCUCAGCCGAUUCAAAUACCCAAGCCAAGAAAAUCAACAAGAAGAAAAAGAAGAAGAAACAACAGCAACAGCAACAACAACAACAAAAUCCUUCCCACCCCUCCUCCCCCACCACCUACCACACCUCCUCGAUCCUCUCCCUCUCCCACAACAAACUGGCCCGGAACCUCUUGCUCUCAGCCUCAGCAGACACGACGAUCAAGCUAUGGGACCUGAACCAGGCCCCCUCGGGGCCCUCGUCGACCUUCAGUGCGAUCGAGAGCUUCACGAUGCACACCGACAAGGUGCAGUCGGCCCAAUGGAACCCGAAGGAGGCGACGGUCGUCCUGAGUGGCGGCUGGGACGGGAUGCUCAAGGUCUGGGACACACGCAACGCGCGCGAGGGGGUGGAGGUCAAGCUGGACGCGGAUGUCGAGUGUCUCCGCUGGGACCCGUUCAGCCCGCUGAGCUUCGUCGCCACGCUCGAUAACGGCCUCAUCCAGGCCUUCGACUCCCGCAUGCUCUCCCAGUUCUCGCCCGCUAAGAAAGCCGCCAAGCCGCUCUGGACCCUCGCCGCCCACGACUCCUCCGUCUCCGCCUUCGACCUCAGCCCGGUCAUCCCCGGCCUGCUCGUCUCCGGCGGCCUCGACAAGAUGGUCAAGGUGUGGAACCUCGAAGACAAGGCCGGCUCGCCCUCGCUCAGCAUGGUCGUCAGUCGAGACCUAGGCGUCGGUAAGGUCUUUUCGGUCGGCUUUUGUCCCGACGACCCCGCAACAAUCGCCGUUGCAGGCUCGAAAGCGUCCCUCCAGAUCUGGGACUUGGCCACCAACAACGGCGUCCGGAGCGUCUUCAAAGACCGCUUCAAACAGUUCGCCUCUGCGCUCGACCUCGAGAACCGCAAGCCGAUCGGGAAGGACGGCGUGUUGGGCGUCGCUGACGACGCCGAGUCCGACGAUGAAAAUUAA